GAGGGUAGCUGCCCUCUAUACACGAUCCACAAAUGUAGCUAGUACUUCAUUUUGGGACUUAGGUCAUGUUCGCCAGUCGCUCGGCAGUUUCUUGCCAGUCAUAGGACAGGUCGCUCUUAACGAGGUUUAGUUGUCUAUUUGCGUACUUAUUUAGCAGUUGACGUAUCUGUCGGUUUACUUAUUAUGUAUUCGAUUACCGGCAGAGUUAGUUUUUUAAAUUUUCUUAGCUUUUUUUCUUAGAUUAAAAUGUUUAUAUCGGACAAGUUUGUGUGAUUGAGUUCGUGUAAUUAAGUUAGUGUAAUGUAGUGUAAUGUAGUUUAAGUUCGUGUAUUAAAUCAGUGCUAAUAGUGUGUAAUUACAAUCUACAGUUCGUGACAAUGAAAAAAGCGAAGAAUUCAAAUUCCCAGCAAAGGGACGAUAGGGAAGCGGACAGAGACGACAGUGCAGGGGAACAGAAUAGCAGUUUUGAAACAGAUCAAAAACGGAAACGAACGAUGCCUCAAGAGAAAAAUCCCCCGCCUCAAGUUCAACCGUCAACCACGCCUGCCUGGGGUAUCGCCGAUAGAAGCGUGAAAGAAGAACCAAGCGAGGAAAAAAACGACGAUUCAGGUGUAUCACCUGAUCAUUCCACGAGCAAUUCUGGUUCGCCGAGUACAUCGACAUCAUUUUCGACGGCAACGUCUAGCAUGUCACCGGAAAGUGGGAGCUCCCAGGAUUCUCAUAACGUAGAAUGCAAUACAUACUGUUACAAUUCACAGGUAGUGCUCAAUAACAAUCAUCCAUCUCCCGAAUCUUCGGGACGUACUUCAAAGAACGAAAGUAAGCUGAAACAAAAGGGUGGCGUUUGUAAAGUGACAAAAUCAGCAAAGCCGAAACAAAAACGUACACCUAAGAAGAAUAUCCUGCAAUGUCCUAUUUGUGAGUUCUCUACUUACGACAGAGCACAGUUCUCGACUCAUUUGACGGCACAUUCUACGUUAAGAAGAGACUCUUCAGAAGCGUUAAAAUCUAUAGCUAACCAGCUGGCAGCAGAAUCAGCAUCCAAUGCGGCUGAAAACAGAUCGGCCUCAACUCAAGGCGAAUGUUCGAGACAGCAAGCAAACGAAGAGCCGGGACUCCGAGUUCCACGAUUGAAUUCGCAAGGCAAAGUGAAAACUUUUAAAUGCAAACAGUGUACUUUCAUAGCCAUAACUAAACUCGAGUUCUGGGAGCAUAGUCGGUGUCAUAUUAAGGCUGAGAAACUCUUAUCCUGCCCAAAGUGUCCUUUCGUCACGGAAUAUAAACAUCAUCUGGAAUAUCAUCUGCGGAAUCAUCUUGGCUCAAAACCGUUCAAAUGCAGCAAGUGUCCAUAUUCAUGUGUGAACAAAUCGAUGCUUAAUAGCCAUCUUAAAUCUCACUCGAAUGUCUACCAAUAUAGAUGCGCCAACUGUUCAUAUGCCACCAAGUACUGUCACUCGUUGAAACUUCAUUUGAGAAAGUAUGAUCACGAUCCGGCAAUGGUGUUGAACGCUGAUGGUUCGCCAAAUCCACUUCCCAUUAUAGAUGUGUAUGGAACACGUCGUGGUCCGAAACCAAAGGCGACCAAGUCUCCUGAUGACGCAGGCCCGAGCACCGCUGUUGACAGCAACGCUCAAGUUCCAGAAUCUUCUCCUCAAUCAGAGUUUCCACCGGAAGUGUCUCCGAUUAACCAUCAGUUAUCGAUAUAUGCAAUAAAUGACUUGAACAUUAUAAAUACAGCGAACGCUGCAAAUACUUUGAACAGUGCAAACAAUUUAAACAUCGCAAAUAACUUGAAUGCAGCGAAUAUUAUUAACGUUGCAAAUACUUCGAACAGUGCAAGCCCCUUGAACAUCGCAAAUAACUUGAAUGCAGCGAAUAUUAUUAACGUUGCAAGUAUUUCGAACAGCGCAAGUCCCUUGAACAUCCCAAAUAACUUCAAUGGACCGGAUACUCUUAACGUUGCAAAUAAUACAAACGCCGCAAGUCCCUUGAACAUCGCAAAUAACUUCAAUGGAGGGAAUGCUUUUAACAUCGCAAGCACUAUGAACAGCGCAGGACCCUUGGACACCGCAAAUAUCUUCAGCGGAGCAAAUGCUUUCAGUGGCGGAAGCCCAUUGAACAUCGCGAACAGUAUCAAUGCAGCGACUGCUUUCAACAUUGCAAAUACUUUGAACAACGGAAACCCUUUGAACACUGUAAAUAACUUCAAUGCGGCGAAUAUUUUUAAUCUUGUACGUACUUUGAAUGGCGGAAACCCCUUGACCAUUGCAAAUAACUUCAAUGCAGCGAAUAUUUUGAAUGCCGCAAACACUUCGCAUGGUGCAAGCACUCCGCAUGGCGCAAGCACUUCUCAUGGCGCAAGCACUUCGCAUGACGCAAGCACCUCGCAUGGUGCAAGCACCUCGCAUGGUGCAAGCACUUCGCAUGGUGCAAGCACUUCGCACGGCGCAAGUACUUCCCACGGCGCAAGUACUUCCCACGGCGCAAGCACUUCCCACGGCGCAAGUACUUCCCACGGCGCAAGCACUUCGCACGGCGCAAGCACUUCGCACGGCGCAAGCACUUCGCACGGCGCAAGCACUUCGCACGGCGCAAGCACUUCGCAUGGCGCAAGCACUUCGCACGGCGCAAGCACUUCGCAUGGCGCAAGCACUUCGCAUGGCGCAAGCACUUCGCAUGGCGCAAGCACUUCGCAUGGUGCAAGCACUUCGUAUGAUGCAAGUACUUCAUAUGACCCAAGCACUUCGUAUGGCCCGAGCACUUCGUAUGGCCCGAGCACUUCGUAUGGCCCGAGCACUUCGUAUGGCCCGAGCACUUCGUAUGGCCCGAGCACUUCGUAUGGCCCAAGCACUUCGUGUGGCCCAAGCACUUCGUGUGGCCCAAGCACUUCGUAUAGCGUGAAUAACUUCAACGCUGCAAAUAUCUUCAACGGCGCGCUUAGCUUGAACGGAGCAAAUACUUUAAACAAUGCGAAUAUCUUCAACUUUCCGAAUAUGUUGAACUGUGCGAAUAUAUUGAACGAUACUAAUAUGUUGAACAAUGCUAUCAUAUUAAACGCUGCCAUCUUGAAUGGCAUCAACAUAUUGAACGCAAGUAUUGCGAGCGGUGCCACCUCCGCAAAGGGAUUCAACGGAGUCAUGCAGAAUCAAUCAUUCGUGACUUACCCAUACAAUCAGUUAUUCGCUCGCUUCCCUUUAAUGCCCUUCUUCGCUGCCAAGGGCAACAAUAUUAUAAAAGAAUUCGAUCGAAUACAAUCUAAGGUGAUGAUGGACUACUUGAAGAUGUUAACCGGAGAAAGGGUGAUGGACGAUUCACCUGAAAAUCUUGUGCUCAGAUGCGCCAAUGAGAACAAUGUUUCAAAUGAUGUGGCCGAUGAUUCGCUUAAUAACGAGACACUUCGCAAUAUGAUUUCCAUUCAGCCUGAUUUGAUGAACAUUGUGGAAGAAACAGAGGAGGAGGAGGCACCUUUAGACCUUAGUAAACCCAGUACUUCUAAUGAUGUUAAAAAAUCAAAAGCGACAGGUACUAGCAGACGCAAGGGGAAAGCUGUGAAACUGGAUCGUCAAGUAAUCGAGGACUCCGAUGAAGAAGAAGAAUCAUAUGAGCCACAAGAACAAUCGUCCAAGCUUUCAAUUCCCAAUGACUUUUGUGUCUUUGGGCAAACAAGUUACGACUGGAGCAAGUUUACACUGAGCCAGAAAAUCAUUUGUCAAUAUUGUAACAUUGUGUUUGGUAACCUAGUGAUGUAUACUAUCCAUAUGGUGUAUCACAGUGAAAACGAUCCUUACACUUGCAACAUUUGCGGCGUUCAGUGUGGUAACAGAGCAUGCUUCUUCUUGCACAUCGCCAGAUCGAAACAUUGGUAGAUCUGCUCGGCAGUAAAUCUGCGAUAAACUCUGAUUGACUUUUAUAUAACUCUCGGGAAGAAGAUCGAACGAUUUUUCUUUGUACUUGUCUGGUGGUCAUAUUGCUUGAGUGUAGAGUCCAAAGUACCAGACGUGACUGAAUCCGACGAAACACCAGAGCUUAGUUUUUUUCUAAUGCUUCAAGCUACACGCUAACUUGAAAGAAUAAACCUGAAAGAAUAGUGUGCCAUGAUCCGUAAGACAUUCCGUCUUUCGUGUUAUACGCUUAGGCAACUGAA
Bombus pyrosoma is the source of this 4144-nucleotide messenger RNA. RefSeq lists its product as uncharacterized. The transcript is spliced from 4 exons. Bases 378 to 3866 code for a protein of 1162 amino acids. Gene Ontology annotation, molecular function: DNA-binding transcription activator activity, RNA polymerase II-specific; RNA polymerase II cis-regulatory region sequence-specific DNA binding. Gene Ontology annotation, biological process: regulation of transcription by RNA polymerase II. The record is from RefSeq and is a predicted model, not a curated record. Gene Ontology annotation, cellular component: nucleus. NCBI's taxonomy places the organism in Eukaryota, Metazoa, Arthropoda, Insecta, Hymenoptera, Apidae.